Molecule: messenger RNA, 1508 nt
Organism: Drosophila persimilis
Lineage: Eukaryota; Metazoa; Arthropoda; Insecta; Diptera; Drosophilidae
Product: protein rolling stone
Exons: 7
Coding region: 419-1384 (321 amino acids)
Cellular component (GO): membrane
Source: RefSeq, a predicted model, not a curated record
CCGUGCGUCGCAACGAAAAGUCGUGAUUUCGGAUGGUCUGGUCUUCGCUAUUCGUCGGAUGUUUAUAAUUUCGGAUGUUUGCGUAUCGCAUACGGAUUGUCUCAUUGGCAAAGGCUACGCUACUCACACGUACACCUGAACUUGAAGGCACGUUCAGAACCAUAAAACGUUAAUGAGUUAAGCCCCACCAAAUACUGAAGUGAGCAAUUAUAAAUUUCCUGUACAAAACGAAUUUGGAUACGAACUAGUUGAAGAUCGUGCUAAGCCCCUGAGCAUGGCACCACAGCCAACAGUUUCCAUUGCAUAAUCCCUUGGAGAACACAACAGCUGCAUGCAGGCUUACGCAAACUUACGUCUAAGCCGGAAAGAGCCAAGCUAAUAAAUAGUUAGAGAUAGAGGCUAACAAGAAGCAAACAAGAUGAGCAAACUCCAGGUGAUUGUUCAUCCCGUGAAGAAAGAGUUUGCACGCAAAAGCUGCGGCUUUGAUCAUGACACGCCCGAUGAUUUUGUCAAAUCGCAGUGGCAAACAUGUACUAAGAGCAUGAUAUAUUUGUUCUAUCGCUGGUUCAUGGCGCUGUUCUUUUUGGGCGUGGUAAUCGAGUCCAUGUGGCCUCUGGCAGACGAUGAUACCAGCUAUUGGCUGUACUUUAUCUACAUGACCAAUUGGGGCAUAUGGAUGUGUUUGCUGACAAAUCUAUUGGGUGCCGUACUAGUCAGCAUUUGGCAUUAUCAUCCGGAAUAUGCGGACAAACUUUUGAAUGUUAAGAGUUCCUUUAGUUACUUUCGUUUAUAUUGGGGUAUGCACAUCAUAACUCUGGUUUUAUCCAUUGUCAUUACGAUUAUCUAUUGGACUAUACUGUAUGAUGCUAAUGAGAGCUCCUUGGACGCCACAAAUGUGCUCACUCAUGCCUUCAACUCGAUUUGUAUGUUCAUCGAUCUGUGGAUUGUGGCACAUCCGCUGCGGCUACUUCAUAUGUUUCUACCAGUACUAUUCGGCGUCAUCUAUGCCAUCUUCUCGUACAUCUAUCAAGUGUGUGGCGGCAUUAACAAGAAAGGAAAACCUUAUAUCUAUCAUGUGAUCGACUGGACUAAGCCCCAGAGCUCCUUCAUCACAGUUCUGGGGAUUCUUAUUCUUUCCUGUUGCGUCUACGUCCUGCUUUUCGCUUUCUUCAAGCUCCGGAUGUUCCUCCACCGGCGCUGCCACCGAGCAAACUUUGUUUUGCCCACGACUGGUCCUAGGGUGAAUGGAGGAUCGGAUGACAAGCAAACAGGGAACGGUAUACAGCACUCUUCCUCCCGCAUAUCCAUGGUUCUGGGCAAUUUCGCUGGCUACGAGAACCAGGCCUAUGCCCCCAGUGUGGGAGAGCAGUCGAGUAAGAAAUAAGUUAAUAAAAUAAUCGAAGCUUUAGUCGCUUUAGUCAAAUUCUCUAGAAUGCUGUAGAAUUCUAACCAGUGAUAUUAUGUUUUGUAGAUCUUAUUCUUUAAGUAAAUAAAUAUUUUAAUGUGGA